Molecule: messenger RNA, 2181 nt
Organism: Daucus carota subsp. sativus
Lineage: Eukaryota; Viridiplantae; Streptophyta; Magnoliopsida; Apiales; Apiaceae
Product: DUF724 domain-containing protein 3
Exons: 9
Coding region: 345-2000 (551 amino acids)
Source: RefSeq, a predicted model, not a curated record
CUUUUUUCCCUCAGGCCUCCGUAGGUUCCUAAAACUAGACUCAAAGUAGUUUACUUCAUACCUUAGGUGUUUGACUAAAUGCCCUAGAGAGAUGGUUGCUAUAAUUGAUGUUUUUGAAUGCCUUCCUCAUUUCUUUUCUAAGGUUUCUCUGCAUUCCUCUGAUGGGUCUUCCAAAAUAUGUGCAAACAAGACGUGGGGAUGGGAGUCUGAAGAUGAUGGUGGUGAUCAAAAGGUGCACUGCAAAUAUGGUAUUGAUUUUGUCGAAUUUCAAGAAAGAGCUGAAGUGAUGCUACGUCUUCUUCACAAACGGCUUCCUCGUCUGAUGGGUCAUUCGUACUGGUACAAUGUUUACUGAAGGAACAGCAGUAGAAGUGUCUUUUCAAGAGGAAAAUCAUAAUGUUUGGCAUGUCGGAACUGUCAUGAAAGUAACUGGAAUAAAUAAAUGCUUGGUGAACUUUCAAUGCCCUGGAGAUGGUAAUGGAUAUAGAGGUCAAGAAUUUGCUUUGUCAGAUGUCCGACCUUCACCCCCAUGUGUCCAGGAUAAUUCCUUUGCUUUGCGGGAGGAAGUGGAGGCAUACUUUGAAUGCUGUUGGUGGGGUGGAGUAAUUAAGAAACUUCUUGGAGAUAAGAAGUACUGCGUUCUCAUAAAACAUUCAAAAAAGGAGAUGGAAAUCGAUCACGUAAAUUUGAGGCCUAGCAUGAUCUGGGCUGAUGGGAAAUGGUCCGAUGAAGCUAAGGUUGCCAACAGACCUGGUAUGCUCACUAGGCAGUCUGUAAGAUUAAACAGACUGAAGACAAGGGCUGAAGAACAACAGUCUGGAAAUCGUUGUGCUUUAACAGAAAAGAAGGAUUAUACUGAGGUUCAUGUUGAAGAGAUCGUCGAGAAAAAAUGUACUACAAAAGAAGUUGAUUUGUCUGUUAAAGAAGUAAAAGGCGCAAGAUCUACAAAGAAUUCUGAAGUCCCUCAGAAGAAACAAAGCAGGGAUCAGGAAAUACCUGAUAACGUCGUGGGAUCAACUGAAGGAGACAAUAUUGUUAAAAGGAAAAGGGGAAGACCAAAGAAGUCCAAGAAACAGAUAGGUAAGAGAAGCACUGGAGGUAAUGUGGAUAUGAAAGCGAAAUCCAGUGCAGAGAACUUUGUAACAACUGUUGCUGAAAUACCCAAAAAAGGUGAUUUUCAGCCUACUAUACCUAGCAAGGAACCUGGCAAACAUGUGUAUAAGAGAAGUAAAGUUCGUCAGCAGAAUGGUGUGCAGAGCAAAACUCUUGACAGUGUAUCACACUAUCAAGUAGUCAUGUCUGUCAACAGACAAGAUGAUUCCGAAACUCCUCCAUUUAUUCAAGAGAAUGCAAUGGAGUCCGCUCCACUUAAGAAAAAGGAUGGUCCGGGUGGUGGACUUGGAACCCCUGCCAUUGUAGGCAUUGAUGCUAUGGAGAACGAACAGAGUUUGCCGUUUGUUAAGAAUCCUCUACUUUGGGAAGAUAUCGAUUCUAUGGAAACCUAUAAGAAAAUGACACAGAAGCCACACUUCGCUCCACUGUACGAACAUAUAGAAGAAGAACGUGAAGGCUUGGCAGUAGGUCAUAUAGUAAAUUUUGUUAAUCUUAUAGAGGACAUCUCAAAACUGCAGUUCUCUUCGGACAUUGCUGUCAUUGAAAGAGGUUUGAAAUCUCUUGAUGAGUACAAAUCUCAUGGGUUUGAUGUUGAGAAAGUUCAAGCAUCUCUGAACCAGCUAUUGUUAAAGAAACAACAAGCGGAUGAGUUCCAGAGGGAGUAUGAGGACAUUAGAAGUAAAAUAGCAAACAGUGUUGACAAUGGCGAACUUGAUGAAGAAAUCAGCCAACUCUGCCAGGAAUUCAGAGAAACUGAAAAGAAGCUCAGCGAGGCUAAACAGAAAUCGGAGGCCUUAGCAGCAUUGCAAUCAAAACAAGAUACGCUUGCAGAAAAUGUCAAGAUUCUUCAAGCUGAAUUUGAAAGCUUAGUUGGUUCUCUACUAUAAAUGAUUAUUUGCAGUGUGAUGCAAAUGCACUUUCGAAGUGAUUGGAGGUAAAAUUCUGCUAAUCGUUUAGCACUUAUUGCAACAGAGAUAACUUCAGUAACUUGCUUUUAAGUUUAUUAGAUUUAUAUUAUGCUAAAAUAAGAUAUUUAGACUCUAAAAUGCAUUGCUUUAUUUGCAAGUC